Molecule: messenger RNA, 1844 nt
Organism: Raphanus sativus (radish)
Lineage: Eukaryota; Viridiplantae; Streptophyta; Magnoliopsida; Brassicales; Brassicaceae
Exons: 12
Coding region: 147-1589 (480 amino acids)
Molecular function (GO): GTP binding
Source: RefSeq, a predicted model, not a curated record
UCUAACUCCAAAACCCUCAAGAGCAUCAUCAUCAGGUAAACCCUGAAAUCCCCAUUUCUUCCAAAACCAUCCAAAGCGUUUCCUCUGAUUGCGUUCGUCGCACAAUCCACAAAGGUGGAUAAAGUUUGUAUCUAUACAUUUGCUUAAUGGCUUUUGAUCUAAAGCUCAAGAAAAGGCUGAAGCUUUCACCUCUCAAAUCUAAUUCUUCUUAUAAAGGAAGCAGUAGAUCUACUACUCGCCCAAGUGAUGACGACACAAACCCUCGGAAUAGUAGUAGAACUAAGGUCUCGUACGCGAAGAAGAAGAGGGUUUACGCCGCUAAGGCUGCUGAGCUCACUGAGCGUAGCCAUGUGAAGGAAGUUCCACGCACGAUGUGGGCUGCUUCGAAGACAAAGCAACGGUCCACUUCUAGUUUCAAGACUACUAAUGAUGAUACUGCAAAAGCGGCAAGAGGGAUGUUGAAAACAAAGCCACCGAGGGGAGAUGAGGAUGAUAAGCAUGCUUCUCGAAAGCAAAGCUACAAGAAGAGAGAUGAUUUGGUUAAAAAUGGGGAUGCGAGCCGGAGGAGGAAAAGCUCUGAUGUGCCUUCUUAUAAGGCUAAAAGGAAGGCGUUUGCAGAGAGGAAAGUGGUUGACGAGGGUUUGGAUGGUCAGGAGGAUCAACCAAGGAAGAGAAAGAGGAUACGUCUUGAUCCUUACGAUACCUCGAACAAAAGAAUAGAUGAUGAUGAUGAUGGUGUCGUUCUUGAUGUAAGCCGUAAAGAAAAGAAGAAGAACGAUGGAGAGAAGAGUGUAGAAAUGUCUAAAAAUGCACAGUUUCGUGCAAUUCAGCCUAGUCAGUCGAUCCUUUCCUAUGUGGAAGGAAAUCUGUUGGGGCGUAGACGCUUGACUGAGCUGAAGAAGGCUGGCUACAACACAGAGCUUCCUGCUCCGUUAGAUAAUAUACCUCAGUCCACCAGCACUGAGAGAGAGCGAAUAGAAGAAAGUCUAUUUAGGAACAAAUUGGAGUUCUUUGCUGCGGCAAAUGUUUCAUCGUCAUUUCCACCUCCUGAUGUACCUGAGAUUGCAUUUGCAGGAAGGUCAAACGUUGGCAAGUCUUCGCUGCUAAAUGCUCUUACCAGACAGUGGGGUGUCGUAAGGACAUCUGACAAACCAGGACUGACUCAGACCAUCAAUUUUUUCGACCUGGGUCCGAAGGUUCGCCUUGUUGAUUUACCAGGAUACGGCUUUGCGUAUGCAAAAGAUGAAGUUAAGGAAGCUUGGGAAGAUCUUGUAAAGGAAUAUGUGUCAACGAGAAGUAGUCUUAAAAGGGUAUGCCUUCUUGUUGACACCAAGUGGGGCAUGAAGCCAAGAGACCAGGAACUUAUUAAUCUGAUGGAGAGAUCGAAUACGAAGUAUCAAAUAGUGUUAACCAAGACAGAUGUGGUUUUUCCAAUGGAUGUGGCACGUCGAGCAAUGCAAAUCGAAGAGAAGUUGAAGGCAAACAGAUCAAUUGUCCAGCCUCUGAUGAUGGUGAGCUCAAGAUCAGGAGCUGGCAUAGGAAGUUUAAGAACUGCCCUUGCUAAAAUUGCAAAGUUUGCAAAGUUCUAGGUUCCCCCGAGCAAGAAAACUAUCCCCAAAUCAAGGGAAAGAAGAAUAAUUUUGAUGGGAGAAAAGUGAGGAAGUCGAAAUGGUAGGGAUAAGAGGAAGAAUGGUUAAUGGUUGUGAUGAAGAUCCAACUCAAGUUAGUGAAAAAAUGUCAACAAAUCACUUUGGUUUUUUUAAUCUAUUUGUUUACUGUCCUACUUGUAAUGUCAAAUGCAUUAUCACUAAGUGAGCAUAAACGUGGUGUUUCACGUUCUUACA